This is a messenger RNA of Paramisgurnus dabryanus, 1622 nucleotides long. RefSeq names its product solute carrier family 10 member 7 (gene slc10a7). Lineage: Eukaryota; Metazoa; Chordata; Actinopteri; Cypriniformes; Cobitidae. Gene Ontology annotation, cellular component: plasma membrane. The record is from RefSeq and is a predicted model, not a curated record.
UAUGUGUCCGGAAAUGAAGCUUGUAUGCUGACGGACUCUAAUGCUCGUCUGUUCUGGAUGUGAGUCGGGUCCGGUCCGGAUUAAUGGGCGAUGGGUCUGAUCGCUCGCGCGCGUAAAGAAUGGUUUAUCAUCGGUAUCGUCCUCGUGAUCACGUGCGCCAAGCUCGCGCCGUUCGUGGGAGUAAAAGGAGGUCCUCUUCGUCCGGAGAUCACCAUUACCUACAUUGCAGUAUCUGUUAUUUUCUUUAACAGUGGUCUGUCUUUGAAAACAGAGGAGUUAGCAAGUGCAUUAAUGCAUGUAAAGUUGCAUUUAUUCGUCCAGACAUUCACACUUGUGUUUUUCCCCAUCGCCAUUUGGCUCCUUCUCAAAGUUCUGGCCCUGACGGCGAUCAACGUCUGGCUUCUGAAAGGGUUGCAGACUGUUGCUUGUAUGCCUCCUCCCGUCUCCUCUGCUGUCAUUUUAACUAAAGCUGUAGGAGGAAAUGAGGCUGCAGCAAUUUUUAAUUCUGCGUUUGGGAGCUUCCUGGGAAUUGUGGUCACUCCUCUGCUGCUGCUUGUGUUUUUGGGCUCUUCCUCGUCAGUCCCAUUCACAUCCAUCUUCUCUCAGCUCUUCAUGACUGUUGUUGUCCCACUCAUAGUCGGACAGAUAUGCAGGAGGUUCCUAAGAGAGUGUCUGGACCGUCGGAAACCUCCAUUCGGGGCAGUGAGCAGCGUCGUUCUUCUCAUGAUCAUCUACACAACCUUCUGUGACACCUUCUCCAACCCAAACAUAGAUCUGGAUCAUCUGAGCUUGCUCCUCGUUGUUUUCAUCAUUUUUAUUAUCCAGUUGAGCUUCAUGUCUCUUAUAUUUAUUCUGUCUACAAGAAAAUCCUCUGGAUUCACAGCAGCUGAUUCAGUGGCCAUUAUCUUCUGUGCCACACACAAAUCCCUCACGUUAGGUAUCCCCAUGCUGAAGAUCGUUUUUGAGGGGUACGAGCACCUGUCUCUGAUCUCAGUGCCUCUGUUGAUUUAUCAUCCCGCUCAGAUCCUGCUGGGUAGCAUCUUACUGCCUUCCAUUAAAACAUGGAUGACUGGGAGACAGAAGACCGUGAUACCCAUGUGAAGGACGUUAUUUAUUAGAAGUUGUGAAAAACUUGGCUGAGCCAAACCAGACCAGUAAAAAUGAGACCAAACCAGACCGUUCUGGUCUUCAGACCGCAGGAUGACGUGUGCCUUAUCACCUCAGUAACCUCAUUACUGAUGAUUCCUUCAGUUUUAUAUAAACAUAAAUGAAUGUAUAUUUUUAUUUUUAUAUGAAGUGUACAAUCUUUCUUACGGCAGCAGCACUCAAGACUUGUUCAAUUUGUUUAUUUUUGUUUUUUUUAAACUUACAUGCAAACUUGAGUAUGUGGCUACAUUGGGUCUUGGGAUAUUUUUGCAGUAGAAAAACUUAUGAGAGUCAAUUAAAUGCACUGGUAAUACAAAGGAAAUAAUGUUUAGAGUUUAUCAUUUACGGUACCUAACAAUAAUACAGUAUUAUUGAUGUGUUUAUUUUGGUGGAAAGCUUUGUAAACCUCAAUAAAAGGUCAAACAGAUCUUGCUGUGCGACGGUAUGUUACCAGAGACAAUAAAUAUUGUCAUCAA